This is a messenger RNA of Cladophialophora immunda, 1052 nucleotides long. RefSeq lists its product as uncharacterized. Gene Ontology annotation, cellular component: membrane. Bases 87 to 653 code for a protein of 188 amino acids. The transcript is spliced from 2 exons. NCBI's taxonomy places the organism in Eukaryota, Fungi, Ascomycota, Eurotiomycetes, Chaetothyriales, Herpotrichiellaceae. The record is from RefSeq and is a predicted model, not a curated record.
CCUUCCGGUUGAUACCGUGUGCAACGCGCGUCUGAGGACAUUGCCCACAAAAUCAAGAGCUCCAAGAGACACAUUUCCAUUCCAUCAUGGACCUUCUCAGAUCUGUCCUCGAGUGUUUCGGGGGAGCUCAAGACAACAAUCUCCCACCUUAUCCCGUCGACGUCAAAGCCAACGACACGCACCGACAAGUCGAGCCCGCCGACGAAGAGCAGCUCGCGUCCUCGAUCCUCUCCGUUCUCUUCACGGCCGAGAAACCCGGUCGGGAGCUCGAGACCCGUCUCAAAGACGUCGUACACACAAACGGCUGGUAUGAAGGGCUGGCGAAGCGCGUCCUGGACGGCCUCGUUGCGGCUCUGCAGUCAGGGAAAGCCAUGGGCGGUGCUAUCAAGGAAGCAUAUGACAAAGCCCAUGCCAUCGGCUCCGAGUUUGUGCGAGAACACCCAAUCCUCACCGCAGCGAUACUUACCGUUGUGGCUAUCGGGAUCCUGGUCUACCUUGCCCCAUGGGUCAUCGAGGCCUUAGGGUUCGGAGAGCUUGGACCAGCCGAAGGUUCCUUUGCGGCCCUUUGGCAAUCGACCUUUCCGGACGUCGAGGCUGGCUCGUGGUUUGCCUGGUUCCAGAGACUCGGAAUGAAAUGGGGGACGAAGGCCUAAGGCGUGCUGAGAGUAUUCCAGGGAACAGAGCGGCCAUGCGAGGACGAGUGCGUCGGAGUAAAGAUUCCUUGACAGCGGGGAAAUGGCAAGUCAGGCUGAGGGAUCCUCUUGAGCAGACCCAGGCCACUUUCCAUAUACAAGGUUGGGGGCGAGGAAGAAUGGACCCGGACCAACCCUGUAAAGUUGUUGCCCGAGAAAUCUGCCUCCGGUCUGGACGGCCGUGGACGACCUACUGCUUCGGGCAGAAUCGUGGGCGAGGCAUGCCGCCGGUUUUGAUAUUAAGGGGGGGGGUAAUAUGAACGGGCCCCGGGUUUCUCGUACGGAAGUCAGUUACGCAGCCACAAGCAAGGAAGCCUUGCCAAGCACAAUCUUGCACUUCCUUGCACCGCCCACCCACCA